AUGGAGCUGCAAACGUUGAGCGAAACGCACCAAUACCAUGGCAGAAGCCUAGAAGAAGCAGAAACAAGAGGUCUGUCUCCGCAGACAGGCGAAGGAAAUACAUCUGGUGUCUUCGACGCAGCGUCUACCACCCACCCCUCCCAGGGGCAAGAUUGCACUGCGUCUCCCCAAGACCAGAAAUCCAGCGACUACGUGCAGGGGCCCCUGGGAGAGCAUCCUUCACAACGGCAUCCACGAAUUCUACUGAAGGCUUCUGCGGACUGCGAAGGCACAGAGAGGCACUCAGUUUUUGGAUGGCCAAGUGAACUGAUGGACCCGACGCCGAACCCCACAAGCCAAGGAGGCGCUUCGACUGCUCCGAAAGCAACGAAACAGAGUCGCCAGUCUCCGAAAAGCAGCCAGUGUACAGCAGCAGGCAGCGAAGUGCGAGCCCUCGAAAGAAAUGGCAACGGUCCAGUAGAGCCUUGCCGGCUUGGGGAUUCCAAACAGCAGGUCGCAUCCAGCGCCUCAGAACAACCCAUUAGCCCUCUUGCGCAAAGCACUUGCUUCCUGGCCGCCCACGAACGUAGGAACGCGCCCAAGAGUUGCAGCACCUCCAGCGGCGAAAUGAGUUCCGCAGAGGAAGACUGCAAAGGACAGCCGAUCAGCAAGCCGCCGAAGGCGUGCCAGGCUUUUGUUGGGCAGCGCGUGCAGGGAAGGCCCAUCCUUAAGCGGAAGCAGAGAAGGUAUCUCUUUGUGCGGCGGUGUCUGCAUGCGCGCGGCCGGGCAAGAGAUGAUAAAGAGGAUUUUAAAGGCCCGUCAUCAGACAAGCCACAUGGGAGCCAGGAGGGAGAUCCCUGCAUUCGGGGACCCCUUGCAUCGAGCUUGCAUGCAAGGCAGCCAGCGCACAUCCCUUUGCAUGCCGAAAUCCAGGCAGCAGAUGCUCCUCCUUUCUCUGCAACGUUGAGGAAGCGCCAACCGCGGCAUCCUUCUUCGCUGCAGCACCCGGAGACAGCCAGGAGCUGCUCGGUAGAAACAGCGGUCGGUUCGUCAGAGUCAAAGACCCAUCAGGACGGACUGUGGACCGGAGGGGUAUGUGAUCUUCCCAAAGAGCCAGAGCGCGCAAGACCCGGCACAGAGGAAAGCCACAGGAAAGCGAAGAUGGAAGCCUCCAAGGAAGUGACAAAGGUCGAGCCCACAAUGUUGAUGCGCGACCCUUUGGAUGCUGCCGAAGGUGAAGCACCGGCUGAGGCGCACAGGGAAGAAGAAAAGUUCUUAGGGCGAGAGAUCCUCGAACAGUACCUCCGGCCAGAAGAGGCAGAGGAGUUCAUGAAACACACUGACCUCGCCGGACACGGAAAGAUCAAUGACUUGAUGUUCCAGAGGGCAGUUCUGCACAUUUACAGUCUCCGCAAACGUCUCGUGCGGGCGCUUAAGAGUCAAGCGAGCAUCGCGUCGACCGUGUUGCGAAUGAUGUCCCUUUUGCUUUGGUUUGUAACCAUGAUUGCACUUCUUCUUGUAAUGGGGAUCGAAAUGAACACCGUCGUCAUGUCUGGGGCCGCAUUCCUUUCGGCUAUCACAGUGUCACUCAGCUACAUCUACCAGCACUUUAUUACAGCUGUCAUUUUUGUGGCCUUCACAAAUCCAUAUAAUAUCGGGGAUCGUGUGCGAGUGGACGGGGGAGACAUUCUUUACGUCCGCCGUAUCCGCACGUACACCACAGAAUUCGAAAGCAUGCAUGGAAAGCCGAUGAUCUACAGCAACGCGACGCUUUUUACCCGCGUAAUAACCAAUGAAUCAAGGGCCAAGGUAUCUACUUUUGAGCUGACAGUCUCUGUCAGCGUAUACACUGCCCCUGUCCUUCUCAAAGCGCUGGAACAAGAGAUGAGAAGAUACGUCAAAUCACGUGCAAUGGAUUUUGUCAAGGACAGCUUCCGCAUCGUCAUCUACGAGGUCCACCCUGGGCACUGGAUGCAGAUGGGGAUUUGGCUUACGUGUGUGGACGGCUGGGGCAACUGGACGAAAGUUUUGAAGGUGCGUUCCGAGGUGUGCAUGUAUCUUGUGAAGAUUUUGACAAGGCUGCGUAUUUCCUUCCAUCUUCCUCAACAGCCAAUAGCCUUCACUAAAGAGCCCAUGAGCUUCCCAGGUAGCAGCAUCAAGCACCACCUGGCAGCAGGAUAG
This is a messenger RNA of Cyclospora cayetanensis, 2160 nucleotides long. RefSeq lists its product as uncharacterized. The record is from RefSeq and is a predicted model, not a curated record. The coding region runs from base 1 to 2160 and encodes 719 amino acids. Gene Ontology annotation, biological process: transmembrane transport; monoatomic anion transport. Gene Ontology annotation, cellular component: plasma membrane. Gene Ontology annotation, molecular function: mechanosensitive monoatomic ion channel activity. The transcript has 7 exons. Lineage: Eukaryota; Apicomplexa; Conoidasida; Eucoccidiorida; Eimeriidae.